AGUUAAGUCUAAUAAUUCACAAUACAGAGUUUUAUUGUCAUUUUUAAAAUAAAAUCUAAUUUAAAUAGGAAUUAUUUAUCAGAAUGAUAAUUUUACUGUAUACAAUAUUUAAUUAUACGAAAUAGAAGAGAACUUUUAAAUUUUUCUUUUAUUUUGUUAAUUCAUUAGAGCUAAAGACGUAAAUCACAGAAAAUAAACCAUGAAGAAGGAAAAGAAGAACAGUCAUCCAUGGAACGAAAAAAGUUCGAUAAUUCAAUAUUAUAUUUUCGACUACAUACAAAACAUUUAAAGGACAAAUAAGAUUUGCUAUCUUGUAUCAUACUCAAAAAAGUGCAGUGCAGUUAAUAAUUGUAAAGUGGCAAGAAGUUUAUGAAUUGGCCCCCCCAGCAUUUUUGUGUAUGCCAAGAUAUUCUCAUAUAUGCAGCAUCUCUUAGGCCUUGAUUUGUCUUAUAUUAAAAUGGAACAUUUUGUUAAUAAGCAUCAGAAAAUCCCUUUUGCACAAACAAGAAAAUAUUUCAAUUUGUCACUGAACAGGUAAAACCCUGAAGAACACACUCAGGAAGGUACAAAGCCUUCCAGAAUUCUGUUGAUAUGGUUACAAUGAACUCAGAAAAGGCUCAUAUAAAACGAAAGCCUGACUCUACUAAUAAAGAUUAUGCUGGAUCUAGUAAGGACAACUUGACUAGUGGUUCAUAUCAACCACUGUCUUCUGAUGAAUUACCUAACUGUUUACUGUAUCGUAAGAUGGAGAAAAUAAUUGAAAAAAUGCAAGAUGAAAUAAAGGGUGUACCAGUAAAAACUGUAAAAAGUUUUCUUUCUAAAAUUCCAUCUGUUUUUACUGGUACAGAUUUAAUUAUGUGGAUGAUGAAAAACUUGGAUGUUGAAGAUCAAACAGAAGCAUUACAUUUGGCUCAUCUUAUGGCAGCUCAUGGGUACUUUUUCCCAAUAGAUGAUCACAUGCUUACUUUAAAAAACGACAGUGCAUUUUAUAGAUUUCAAACACCAUAUUUUUGGCCUUCAAAUUGUUGGGAACCAGAAAAUACAGAUUAUGCUGUGUAUUUAUGUAAACGUACAAUGCAAAAUAAGACUAGACUAGAACUUGCUGAUUAUGAAGCUGAAAACCUUGCAAGAUUACAAAAAAUGUUCUCUAGGAAGUGGGAAUUUAUAUUCAUGCAAGCAGAAGCACAAAGCAAAGUAGAUAAGAAAAGGGAUAAAUUGGAGAGAAAAGUUCUUGAUAGCCAAGAACGUGCUUUUUGGGAUGUUCAUCGCCCUAUGCCUGGUUGUGUGAAUACCACUGAAAUUGAUAUUAAAAAGGCUUGCCAAAUGAAUAAACAUUCUAAAGCAAAUAAAUUUUUACAUUUUAUUUCACCUGAAUCUGCUGGUACAAAUAAAAGAGAAUCAGUGGAAGUGAUUAAAAAACAGAUAGCAUUCUUAAAGUCAAGACUAGAAAGGAGUAACACUAAAGUUUCAAAAAUAGCAGAAAUGUAUAUUACAUAUUAUGAGCAAUAUGUCGAAUUUGAUUAUUUCUUUGUAACACAAGAAUAUCCAAAUCCGUGGAUAACUGACGCAAUAGAUCUUUGGGAUCAAGAUAAACAAACAAAAGACAUAUCUGCACGAAGAAUAAAACGUUGGUCUUUUGGACUGCAUGAAUUACUUCAAGACCCUGUUGGCAGAGAACAUUUUAUUAAAUUUUUGGAUAAAGAGUUCAGUGGAGAAAAUUUAAGAUUUUGGGAAGCAGUUCAAGAUUUAAAAGCGUUACCGCUCAGUGAAGUAAAUAAAAAGGCACAAGAAAUAUGGAGCGAAUUUUUAGCUCCAGAUGCCAGUUGUCUUAUAAACGUAGAUUCUCAAUCUUAUGAAAUAACUAAAAAAAAUAUGGAAAAUCCAGAUCGUUGGGUAUUUGACGCUGCCGCAGCACAUGUAUAUCACCUGAUGAAGAGUGAUAGUUACUCAAGAUAUUUAAGAUCUGAUAUGUAUAAGGAUUUCUUAAAUGGGUCAAAAAAGAAGGCUUCAGUAAAAGGAAUACGGUCGAUUGUUUCGUUCUCUGCGCGAAAAGAAAAUGCCACAUAAUAGAUACAAACACAAAAAGAGACUGGACAAUACAUGUAUAUAUGUUGAAAAAUUAUUAACAGGGUCUUUCAGGCAUGAACCUUUUUUUAAUUGAUAUGUAUGUAUUUACUCAUUUUGCAGUAGAGUGAAGCCAACCGUUCGUUGGCUGUCACAUGAUGUACCUAUUACUUUUUCAGAACAACAUAACUUGGGCUCAUAAUUAUUAAGAAUAAGUAGACAGAUGUUUUUUGAGAAGUUUAAUCAAAUUUCGAAAAUUAGACAUCAAAAACAGUUUAGGUAAAUUCUAAUAACUCGUAUAAGUACCUGAAACGCCCUGUAUAUUGCAUUUAUUUAAAAAUUUUUAUGUAAAUGCUGCAACACAAAAAUUUUGACUAGUAACAUAGAUAGGAAUUGAUUUUAUCAAUAAAAUAGAAGUUAUCUGUAGAAAUUAGUGAUCUAAAAAGAUUUAAUUUUUAUAGAAUCUCUUUGAAACUCAAAAUCAAAAAUAUCUUUGUAAAUAUUGAAAAUCAAAACAAACAUUUUAAAGCGUAUAUUAUAAUGAUAAGUUUACUGCCAUUGUUAUCUAUGUUAUUAGCUAAUACAUUAUGCAUUAUCACUAAGUAUCCCCCACAUUAGCUAAUAACGAUUAUUCUACAUAAUGUUCAUUUUUCAAUAGAUCUGCUAGAAAUAUUAUUGUGAUAAGAUAGGCAACUUUUGAUGUGAAUGUUCAUUUUAGAUCAAAAUAAAAAUAAGUAAUUAGUUA
Agrilus planipennis (emerald ash borer) is the source of this 2809-nucleotide messenger RNA. RefSeq names its product regulator of G-protein signaling 7 (gene RSG7). The record is from RefSeq and is a predicted model, not a curated record. The coding region runs from base 592 to 2067 and encodes 491 amino acids. The transcript is spliced from 8 exons. NCBI's taxonomy places the organism in Eukaryota, Metazoa, Arthropoda, Insecta, Coleoptera, Buprestidae. Gene Ontology annotation, biological process: G protein-coupled receptor signaling pathway; regulation of G protein-coupled receptor signaling pathway; intracellular signal transduction.